UAUAAGGGGGCAGGUGCCCACUGAGCAUUGCACAUAGGCAACAUGGGCAAACUACUGAUUUGUGUUGGACUGGCUCUCCUGCUGCACGUGCAGCUAGGAUCCUCCUACAUCCUGUCAUGUUACUUCACCAACUGGGGACAGUACAGGCCUGGUGCAGGAAAGUACUUCCCCACCAACGUUGACCCAUGCCUGUGUGACCACCUGAUCUACGCCUUUGCUGGCAUGAACAACAACGAGAUUGCCACUUACGAGUGGGAUGAUGUCAAGCUCUACGGCGAGUUCCAGGCCCUGAAGAACCAGAACAGCAACCUGAAGACCCUUCUGGCUAUUGGUGGCUGGAACUUUGGUACCGCCAAGUUCUCUGCUAUGGUGGCUUCCUCUGCUAACCGUCAGACCUUCAUCAGCUCUGUGAUCAAGUUCCUGAGGCAGUACGAGUUCGACGGUCUGGAUAUUGACUGGGAGUACCCUGGAUCCCGUGGCAGCCCUGCUCAGGACAAACAGCUCUACACCACUCUUAUGCAGGAAAUGAUGGCUGCUUUCGUUGCUGAGGGCAAGCAGACCAACCGUGCUCGUCUGAUGCUGACCGCUGCCGUUUCUGCUGGCAAGAGCACCAUCGACUCUGGAUACCAGAUCUCCCAGCUUGGCCAGAUCCUGGACUACUUCCACGUCAUGACCUAUGACUUCCACGGCUCCUGGGAGACACAGACUGGUGAGAACAGCCCCCUGUACCAAGGACCAGCUGACACAGGCUCUUACAUCUACUUCAACGUUAACUACGCCAUGAACUACUGGAAGAGCAACGGUGCCCCCGCAGAGAAACUGCUCGUCGGCUUCCCCACCUACGGACACACCUUCAUGCUGUCCAGCUCUUCCAACACCGGUGUCGGAGCCCCCACUGCUGGACCUGGACCCGCUGGAACCUACACCAGGCAGUCUGGAUUCUGGGCUUACUAUGAGAUCUGUACCUUCCUGGCUCAGGGAGCCACUCAGGCCUGGGACACUCCCCAGGAUGUGCCAUACGCCUACAGCAGCAGCAACGUCUGGGUCGGCUAUGACAACAUCAAGAGCUUCAACAUUAAGAUUGAUUGGCUGAAGAAGAACAACUUCGGUGGUGCCAUGGUUUGGUCUCUGGAUCUGGACGACUUCAGCGGAACCUUCUGCAACCAGGGCAAAUACCCUCUGAUCAACACCAUCAAGACCGGCCUGGGAACUGGACAGAGUUGCACCGCCCCUUCCAACCCCCUGCCCCCAGUUACCGCCGCCCCAGCCACUGCUGCCCCAGCCUCUGGUGGAGGCAGCAGCGGUGGCAGCAGCGGUGGCAGCUCCAGCGGCGGCAGUGGCUUCUGUGCUGGCAAGUCCAACGGCCUGUACCCCAACCCCACCAACAAGAACCAGUUCUACAGCUGCGACCAGGGCAAAACCUACCUCGAGCACUGCGCCACCGGCCUGGUCUUCGAUUCUUCCUGCUCUUGCUGUAACUGGGCUUAAACCCAAGUCCGGAAGUUUGGAGUUCCCCCAGGCUACUCUGCACGUGAUUCGUCUGAUUGGUCAAUAGUAAUGUUAAUCUAUGUUCCAAAAUAAAGGAAAAUCCAGCAAAGCCAAAUCCUA
This is a messenger RNA of Astyanax mexicanus (Mexican tetra), 1608 nucleotides long. RefSeq names its product acidic mammalian chitinase. Gene Ontology annotation, molecular function: chitin binding; chitinase activity. The coding region runs from base 43 to 1488 and encodes 481 amino acids. Lineage: Eukaryota; Metazoa; Chordata; Actinopteri; Characiformes; Acestrorhamphidae. The record is from RefSeq and is a predicted model, not a curated record. The transcript has 11 exons. Gene Ontology annotation, biological process: carbohydrate metabolic process; chitin catabolic process. Gene Ontology annotation, cellular component: extracellular region.